AUGCCCUCCGAUAUCGUUAUUCCAGUCGAGCAGAAUGCGCCAUUCCUUCAGUUGCCAUCUGAGAUAGUCUAUCAGAUCUUGCUCUAUCUUCCCUGCCAGUCCUUGGUGUCCCUCUCUCGAACAUGUCGACAACUCCGAGAGCUGGCUCAGGAGGAUUUGCUAUGGGCGAACUUGCUGCGACCAAACUUACCGCCUCAAGACUUCCCACCCGAUCCAUAUCCAUCGUCCUCAUAUCGCGAUCUCUAUAUCUCUCACCAUCCGUACUGGUUCCUACCUCGCCACAAGAUAUGGAUAUCGGACGAGUCCUACAUUGGGCGGAUAAUGAUAUGCAAGUUCGAUCCGAGGCGAGGGUGCAUAGAGGGCUAUCGCUUGCUCGCGGACAGGACUCCCUCUUCUGGAAUAUUGUGGCCAUAUAAACCGAGUGUUGUCAUCCACUCCUUCCAGCCUAAGGUGCACUUGUGGCUCGAUGAUCCCAUCCUCAAAUUACCGCAUGACAUCGUGCCUUUUAACACACGGCAAGGAUGGUGGGAGGCCGAAAUCAAGAUGAGCGUAGGGAGACCUGGCCACAAUACAUCGGCCUCUUUUUUCCUAGCCCGCGAUAUUCCGGAGCAUUUGCAAGACAACAGAAUGGUCGUUUGGCCGCCUCGGACCAUUCCUGGAAUGCCACGAGUGCGUGCUGCGAGCGUCGACAACUUCAGAGGCGCCGGACACAAACCACAAAAGUAUGAUCAAAUCUCGCAAACAACGUUCCGCCUCCGACAGUGGUCUCAAUUCAGUACUGGUAUGGCACAUUUCGGCAUUCGCGUUGGCGAAGAAGUGAGCACGUGGAGCACAAUUGAUCCUGCUCUCUAUACUCCGACACCGGAAAAGCCUUACCAAGGCAUCUAUGUUGGCGAUUAUGCUGGACAUGGAUGUGAGUUCCUUUUGGUCAUGCAGACAGAUAAAGCGCCUAGUGCCCCGUUCAGACCGACUUCGACAUAUUUCCGAGCGAUGCUCGGCCUCAGGGAGGACGAAGAAUCUGGUGAAGAGGAUGAGUGGGAACAGUCAACUCAUGCCAGCAGUUCACAGGCGACCGUGCAAGAUUAUGACGAGGAUUUGUACCACGGAGCCAUCGAGGCCGUGAAGUUGACGGGUGACCCCAACAUUCCUCGCGGUGAACACACUUUCAUCGCCGAUGACAUCGGACCCAACGGUCUGAUAAGGAUUGCCCAGGAGCACCCUUUCCGAGGGGCGCGUGUGGUCAAGAGCCGCGGUCAUGUUGCGGUCCGCGGAUUUCAGAAUGAUGAAUUCAUACCGUCGCAACUUAUCAUGAUCAGCCAUGAUAGACUCGCUCAGUAUUGGGUGCCGUUCGGGCAUAUUUCGUUCUACGAAAGAAUUGACAUUGAUAAAUUGAUGGACGAGACAUUUAGACAAAACAACAGCGGAGGAUGA
Messenger RNA from Capronia coronata CBS 617.96, 1431 nucleotides. RefSeq lists its product as uncharacterized. The record is from RefSeq and is a predicted model, not a curated record. Gene Ontology annotation, molecular function: protein binding. The transcript is spliced from 2 exons. Lineage: Eukaryota; Fungi; Ascomycota; Eurotiomycetes; Chaetothyriales; Herpotrichiellaceae. The coding region runs from base 1 to 1431 and encodes 476 amino acids.